This is a messenger RNA of Cornus florida, 1134 nucleotides long. RefSeq names its product F-box/LRR-repeat protein At4g14103-like. Gene Ontology annotation, molecular function: protein binding. The transcript is spliced from 2 exons. The record is from RefSeq and is a predicted model, not a curated record. Lineage: Eukaryota; Viridiplantae; Streptophyta; Magnoliopsida; Cornales; Cornaceae. Bases 1 to 1134 code for a protein of 377 amino acids.
AUGGAUCCAAUUUAUGAACUAUCGAACGAUCUUGAGAGAGUGAAAAUGGAGGAAAAUGAAGACAGAAUUAGCAACUUACCAAUCAGUCUUAUCGAAGAUAUCCUCUCUUCUCUUCCAGCAAAGUAUGCGGUGUCAACUAGUGUUUUAUCAACCAAAUGGAAGUAUCUUUGGACUUCCAUCACUAAUCUCGACUUCGAUGAUCAUGACACGCGAAUGCGAAUGCGACAUCAUGAAACGAGCUUCAUAAAUUUUGUCAACAGAGUUCUAAUGCGUAAUGUAUUAGAUUUGCAGAAAUUCAGUCUGAGAUGCACUCGGAAUUAUGAUGAUGUUUCACAUCUUCAUGCAUGGAUUUCUACCGCGCUAUCACGUAAUGUGCGUGAACUUCAUAUUUUCUACCAUAUGAAGGCCAACAAUGGGUUGCCUCGUGAGCUUUAUACUUGUACAAGUCUAGUGUUUCUUGAACUGUCUGGUGGAAUUGUUGUCAAUUUUCCUACUUUGGGGUGUCUACCGAGUCUUAAAAUCCUCCAUAUUUAUUCUAUUCAAUUUGUGGAUGAUGACUCAAUUUAUAGACUCUUUUCCAGCUGCCCUCUGCUUGAAGAAUUGUUUAUAACGAGUAAUGGUUGGAAAUAUUAUAUUAGUGUUUUUAACAUUUCUGCCCCAGCUCUUAAGAAAUUAAGAUAUAAGCAUUUCAGUGUUGGCAUGUAUAGGGCGCACAAGCUUGUGCUUAAUACACCCAAUCUUCAAGAUCUUGAAUAUACAGACAAUGUAGCAGAAGACUAUCCAGUGAAUACAUUACAUGCCCUUGUCAAUGCCGACAUUAAUUUAAAUACAACUCACAAUUAUGUUCCUGGUCGAUCUGUGGAAGUACUUGUUGCUGAAUUUCUUCAAGCAAUAUCUGAGGUUCAGUGUCCUGGUUUAUUUGGCGAUUCAAUGAAGAUCUUUCAGUCAUGCAGUGUUACCCUGCCAAAGUUUGAACAUUUGACUCAUUCGGAGCUUGCGGUUUCUCAUGGUGUUGAAUGGAAAUUCGUUCUGGAUUUUCUUGAAAGCUUGCCACAACUGGAAUGCCUUGAUAUUUUUUGGGUAAAACACUAUUUGUCUGGAUUAAUUCACUCUAUGGAGAGUUGUCAUGCUUAA